AUGGCCAUUCUUCCAGAGUUUAUAAGGCAGACUCCUCCUGUUACAAGAUACCUCAUUUUUGGCACUUUAUUGACGACUCUGGCGGUAAAUUUUGGAUACCUUUCGGAAUUGAAAAUCUUUUUUAAUUGGAAAUUAUUUUUAUUCAAAGGAGAGUACUGGAGGGCUAUUACUACUUUUUUGUAUAUUGGCCCGCUAGGUUUGGAGUCUAUUUUGUACCUAUCCUUUCUAUUACGAUUUAUGAGUAUGCUUGAAGAGUCAAGUCCUCCUCCACAGACAAAGAACUUCUUGAAGACACUUGGCAUCAUCUGUGGAUCUUUACUAGUCACGUCAUAUUUUUUUCUUAUGCCAUUUGCGGCUACUUACUUUUCAUUCAGUAUGCUCUAUAUCUGGUCUUGGAAACACCCUUUGUACAGAGUUUCCAUUUUAGGGUUAUUUGAUGUAAAAGCUCCAUAUGUUCCAUGGGUUUUGGUUCUUUUACGAUGGUUUCGUAGUGGAACCUUCCCUCUUUUGGAUUUAAUUAGUGCCUUAAUUGGCCACGUUUAUUUCUUCUUUAAUGACUUUGCGACUAUUUAAUUGCUGUAUUUAUGUUUGUAAAGAAAGGCAAGCAUGAACAAAUGCUUGCAAUCUUGAGGUAAAAAUGAAUGGGAUCGAAAGUGAUGAUAUACAAUUUUACUGAGUCCAAUUCUUUUAGGUGACUUGCAAUUUUGUCUUAUCCAUUAGGUUGAAUUUUAUAAGUUUCCGUAAAAAUUAACGAUUGCAGUAUGUAUGAGUGGAAAGCUGCUUUUGGUUAAAAAGACUGCUGAUAAAUCCGAUGUUGUAUGAUGUCUCAACUUUGUCCACGUUUACGAAUGCGUUAGAAAGGGUUUUAUAAAAAUUGUCUGUCGGUUUUUUUAGGAUUUUUCUGUGAGACCAUCGGUUCCCUACUCAGCGAUGUAUGAAAUGGCUAGCGUUUAGACCUUUGCCGUUGCUAAAAAAAGAAAAGUAUUUGGUUUAUUCCACUUGCUUUCUUUUUCUUCCUGUUGUAUAUAAUACCUUUUGGUAAGUUAUACAGAGGGAUCGUUUAUAAUUGAGAUUUAAAAUCCAAAGUGAAUAUGGUUGCCGAGUCAAUACUUUGUUAAUGAAGACAAGGAAACAAUCCACUGUAUGGGGCUUUCAUAGGUUGGAUUGUUUUCCAAAAAUCAAGGAAAAAACAUAAUCCAGCGUAAAAAAAUAUUACGAUCCUUUCAUCCUCACGUAUAGUUAAGCUUGUUGUAAUCGUAAAGCCGGUGAUAUUACUCUGUUUGUUCACAUGUU
Schizosaccharomyces cryophilus OY26 is the source of this 1293-nucleotide messenger RNA. RefSeq names its product Der1-like family protein. The coding region runs from base 1 to 573 and encodes 190 amino acids. The record is from RefSeq and is a predicted model, not a curated record. The transcript is spliced from 4 exons. Gene Ontology annotation, molecular function: ubiquitin-specific protease binding; misfolded protein binding. Gene Ontology annotation, cellular component: Hrd1p ubiquitin ligase ERAD-L complex; endoplasmic reticulum membrane. Gene Ontology annotation, biological process: endoplasmic reticulum unfolded protein response. Lineage: Eukaryota; Fungi; Ascomycota; Schizosaccharomycetes; Schizosaccharomycetales; Schizosaccharomycetaceae.